AUGGCCUGGCAGCCGGCCCCGGAGUCCCUGAGCCAGCUGGCUACCUGCCUCAAGGACUCGCUCAGCGGCUUCGACAAGAAUGCGCAGAAGCAGGCAGAGCUUAUGCUCACCCAGGCCAAGUCCUCUCCCGACAUCAACAACUACCUCGCCUACCUCUUUUCCAGCCCCGAGCCGCCCCAGGGUGUACAAUGCUCCCCUCAAGACUACCACCUCGUGCGCUCCGCCGCCGCCAUCAUGCUCAAAAACAACGUGCGCACCGGCUACAAGCACAUUCCCGAGUCUAGCUUGUCCCUCGUCAAGAUGGCCGUCCCCAUGGGCAUCCAGGACAAGAACUCCCAGAUCCGCAACUACGCCGGCAACAUUGCGACCGAGAUCGUCAGGAGAGGCGGCAUCCUGAGCUGGUCCGAACUGCUGCCCCAGCUGCUCAGCCUUAUCUCCAACGAGAACGGCCAGGUCUCCAGCGAGGGCCAGGAGGGUGCCAUGUCCGCCAUGGCCAAGAUCUGCGAGGACAACGUAAAGGUCCUGGAGCGCGAGCACAACGGCUCGCGCCCCCUCAACUUCCUGCUCCCCAAGUUCAUCGAGGCCACCAAGAGCGACCUGCCCAAGGUCCGCGCAAAGGCCUUGGCCGCCAUCAACGUCUUCACCCCGCGCAAGUCCCAGGCCAUGCUCAACAACAUCGACAGCCUGCUGAACCACCUCUUCAUCCUCGCCGGUGAUCAGAACCCUGACGUGCGCCGCCAGGUGUGUCACGCUUUUGUCCAGCUCGUCGAGACCCGCCCCGAUAAGCUGCAGCCGCACAUUGCUGGUCUGGUCGACUACAUCAUCACCCAGCAGAAGAGUGACGAUGAGGACCUGGCCUGCGAGGCCGCCGAGUUCUGGCUGGCCGUUGGCGAGCACGAUGACCUGUGGCGCGCUCUGACGCCGUAUCUCGACAAGAUUAUCCCCGUGUUGCUCGAGUGCAUGGUGUACAGCGGAGAGGAUAUCGCCAUGCUCGGCGGUGCAUCAGACGACGAGGAGGAGGAUGAUCGCGAGGAAGACAUCAAGCCGCAGUUUGCCAAGAAGUCGGCGGCCAGGGGCAAAGGCGGCGAGGCCUCGGCCGACCCUGCGCAGAACGGAAACGCCUAUGAGAAGCUGGCGAGCAUGGACGACGACCUGGAGGAGGGCGAGAUCGACGACAUUGACGACGGCGACGAGAACCCCGACGAGCGCUGGACCAUUCGCAAGUGCUCCGCCGCCGCCCUCGACGUCUUUGCGAGAGACUUCUCCGACCCUGUUUUCACCGCCAUCCUGCCGUACCUGACGAGCAACCUCAAGCACGAGGAGUGGCAGUACAGGGAGGCUGCCGUCCUUGCCCUGGGAGCUGUCGCUGAGGGUACUAUCAACGCCGUCACUCCCCACCUCCCGGAGCUCGUCCCCUACCUCCUCUCCCUUCUUGAGGACAACGAGCCCAUCGUCAGGCAAAUCACCUGCUGGACGCUCGGCCGCUACUCGCAGUGGGCCGCCAGUCUCCAGGACCCCAACCAGAAGGCCACCUACUUUGAGCCGAUGAUGGACGGCAUCCUGCGCAAGAUGCUCGACAGGAACAAAAAGGUCCAGGAGGCUGCCGCGUCUGCCUUCGCCAACCUGGAAGAAAAGUCAGGCAAGGUCCUCGAGCCCUACUGCAUACCGAUCCUGCAGCAGUUUGUCCAGUGCUUCGCACGGUACAAGGAUAGGAACAUGUACAUUCUCUACGACUGUGUGCAGACCCUAGCCGAGAACAUCGGACCCGUCAUCGCGCAGCCCAACGCUAUGAGUCUGCUGAUGCCUGCACUGAUUGACCGCUACCAGAAGGUCAACGACGACUCGCGCGAGCUGUUUCCUCUGCUGGAGUGCCUGUCUUACGUGGCCAUGGCGCUUGGAUCUUCCUUCACACCGUACGCGCAGCCUAUCUUCACACGAUGCGUCCACAUUAUCCACACCAACCUCGAGCAGAGCCUGCAGGCCACCAACAACCCUACGAUGGACUCCCCUGACAAGGACUUUCUCGUUACGAGUCUCGACCUGCUGAGUGCCAUCAUCCAGUCUCUGGAAGAGGACAAGAAGCAGGAGCUGGUCAAGGGCUCUGAGGGAACCUUCUUCGAGCUUCUUGGCUUCUGCCUGGAAGACCCCCAAGACGACGUGCGUCAAUCGGCUUACGCUCUGUUGGGAGACUGCGCUAGAUACGUCUUCCCCCAGCUCGAGAAACACCUGCCUUCGGUCUUCCCCAUCUUGCUGAAGCAGCUAGACCUGGACAACAUACUCGAUGAGGAGAUUGACAGCGGUUUCAGUGUCGUCAACAACGCAUGCUGGUCUGCUGGUGAGAUCGUCAUGAUGAACAGCAAGGCCAUUUCUCCUUUUGUGCCGGAGCUUCUCCAGCGAUUCGUUGAGAUCAUCUCGAACCCGGGCGUUCAGGCGGCUGUUAGCGAGAACGCGGCCAUCGCCCUCGGCCGUCUUGGUCUCCACCACUCCGAGGUCCUCGCCCCUCUUCUGCCGACCUUUGCCGAGGAUUUCCUGUCGGCCAUGGAGCACGUCGAGUUCUUGGAGGAGAAGGCCACUGCGUUCAAGGGCUUCACCCUGGUUGUGGGACAGAAUCCGCAGGCGAUGGAGAAGGCGCUUCCCCAGCUCUUCGUUGCCAUUGCAAGGUACCGAGAUAUUAACCUGAAGAACCCGAUCAAGAACGAACUGCACGAGCACUUCCAGAAGGUCAUCAACAUGUACCGGGAGAUGAUUCCCCAGUUCAAUGACUUUGUGAACCAGAUGCAACCGCAGGACCAGCAGGCACUCCGCACAUACUACUCCACAUGA
This is a messenger RNA of Colletotrichum graminicola M1.001, 2823 nucleotides long. RefSeq lists its product as uncharacterized. Gene Ontology annotation, molecular function: protein binding; nuclear import signal receptor activity. The record is from RefSeq and is a predicted model, not a curated record. The transcript is spliced from 3 exons. Bases 1 to 2823 code for a protein of 940 amino acids. Gene Ontology annotation, cellular component: cytoplasm; nucleus. Gene Ontology annotation, biological process: protein import into nucleus. Lineage: Eukaryota; Fungi; Ascomycota; Sordariomycetes; Glomerellales; Glomerellaceae.